Molecule: messenger RNA, 6626 nt
Organism: Mizuhopecten yessoensis (Yesso scallop)
Lineage: Eukaryota; Metazoa; Mollusca; Bivalvia; Pectinida; Pectinidae
Exons: 16
Coding region: 167-3664 (1165 amino acids)
Biological process (GO): signal transduction; protein phosphorylation
Molecular function (GO): ATP binding; protein binding; protein kinase activity
Source: RefSeq, a predicted model, not a curated record
CUUUUGGCUAAAUUUAGAUUUUUCUUGAAAUCCGGAAGGCGAAAAUGGCUGGUGGCGUCACCCUUUUCAAUUUCAAUUGACAAGAUCAUUCACGUAAAUACGAAACUGACCUGUGUACCAGUUGUGUAUCUGGCUAUAGACUAAGCUACAUCACCCACCUACAGCCAUGGCUACAGAAGAACAGCCAGAGGCUCCAGUGCUGUUAAAGACAGAUUUUGUGUUUGAUGAGGUACCUAUUGGCAGAGGAGGAUUUGGUACAGUAUACAGAGCCAAGCAUAAAGACUUCGGAAUCGUGGCCGUAAAAACUCUCAUUGAUAACGGAUUGCUUCCUCAGAAACACAUCCGUAUACUAAUCAAGGAAGCCAAGAAACUCUCACAAGUCUGUGGCCAUACAUCAAUACUUAAAUUGUUGGGAACUAUCAUGGAAAAAGACAAUUAUUCUCUCAUUCUCGAGUAUAUGGCACUCGGGAGUUUGGUGGAUUUCCGCAAGGAGUUCAAAGUUCAGUGGCCGGUGGUAGGCCGCAUAUUGAUGGACAUAGUGUCGGGGAUGGAAUUCUUACACACACACGAUCCGCAGAUUCUUCAUCUUGAUUUGAAGGGAGAUAAUAUCUUACUUAAUGGACAGAUCCGCGCUAAGAUAGCAGACUUUGGCUUGUCAGAGUGGAGGACAAUCACAAUGACGGUUACUCGAGGGGCAGAUGCGACCAGUGGCAGUAACCCUAGUGGUCGGAGGUGCACAGUGACCCACGUCCCUCCAGAAGUUUGGUCGAACGUGAACGCGCCGUCCAGUACCCUUUUUGACAUCUACAGUUUUGGAAUAGUACUUUGGGAAUUACUAAGUGGUGGAGUCCCUUACAGAGGUGCAUCAGAUGACUUGGUGCGGUCAGCCGUCUUGAGUGGACAACGUCCAGACUUCUCCGUGAUCCCUAAGGACUGUUCUCCCAAGUUUACCCAGCUGAUGACCAGAUGCUGGCACCAGAAAGCAGGCCAGCGUCCACCAUUUACAGUGAUCAAGAAAGAAGUUGAUUCCAUAUACAGUAACCAAUAUGAAAAAGACAUCGUGAAAGCUUUGAAGAAUAUCAGGGCUGAGAUAGUCGAAGAAUAUGAACGUGAUGACCCUGUGUACACACAAACUGCCGACAUAGACAACAUGCAAGUUCCAACAUUUACUGUCCCCAAAAUACCAGUGGCAACAAACAGAGAUGAACCAGUUCGUGCUGCAACUGAAACACCAUCAACCUCGCGUCAACCAUCACCAGGAGCUAGCUCAAACAGCGAGACAGUUACCAUGGAAACAGUCGAAGAGGACGAUGACACACCUGUAGAUGUAAAAUUAUUCAAAGUCGAAGACAAUCUGGACCCAAAGGAGAGGAUGAUGCGGAAAAUUAUACAUAAUCCAAUUGCAAUGAGACUUGUACAUUCGCCUUAUGCUAAAGAAAUAUUUCGAAUCAGUGACGAUGUUGUCAAUGAUCUGCGUAAUCCAAAGAAAGUUGAGCGUUUGAUUCAAAGCGAUUUAGCCUUGCAGUGGGAAUUAAAGUUUGCCAAGUUUGAUGUCCAAAGAGAGUUGUCUGGAAGGCAUUCCAAGUUACUUCAGCUAAAUAAUGAAGUGUACAAUGAGAUUCAUAAAGAGGCUCUCUGUAAGGAUCGUGGGCGAACACAUCGUAAGACAAAUUAUGGUUAUCGAGAGUACCUAACCGAGGGACAGAGAAAGCGGGACAGACGGAGGGCUCGGGUGGAGGAAACGAUGAACAAAAAUCCUAAUGUAGGCGGCUACAACUCUGGAGGGAACUACUUCCGCCUGAAGAGGGCGCUGGACAACCCUUCCCAGCUGCGACAGGCAAUGAAAGACAAGGAAAACGGGACAACCGGUUCAUCUUUAGUCACCAUUGACAACGAGAUCUUUGACCUAAUGAAGGAUCCCUACCUCCUGAUUGGUGUACUGUACCAGGAGCAUGAACUACUUUAUAAGCUAUCAGAGAAUUACCCAGACAUGUUUCUGAAGAUGUUACAGGGAUUAAACGGCUACUCCUCUUACACAAGCUGUUACAGCGAGAACCAGUCCAGAAACCGCAUGCGUAUGCUUGAGAUGAUGCGUUUCCGCGACAUGAGAGGCCCCGAGGACCUGAUGAUGAUGAUGGAGAUGGCUGGACCAAAGAUGCGAAAGAACAUGCGACGACACCCCAUGCAUGACAUGGACGAUGAUGACGAGGAUAUGCAUAUGAUGAUGAUGAGAGACAUGGCGAUGAUGAAUGACAUGAAGCCACAUCAUAUGGACGAAAUGAGAAAGAAGAUGAGAUACCCCAUGCACAGGAUGGAGAUGGAGCGAAUGAAAAGGCACGAAGAAAUGGGCAAAUUCUCGAAAAAAGACUCUAAAUCAAAAUCUAUAUCUGACUUUCCACCUGGUGGUGCGUCAAAAUCGGGUGGAAUGGCAAGGAGCUCUUCUUCAGAAGAAGGUUCUAAAACAAAACUGGAUAGUGAUGGUCUGGAUGAAGAUGGUCCUAAGUCGAACUCUCUGGAGACGGAUGCGGCUCCACCUAUGGGGAGAGUCGAGGGUACAGCUGAUAUCCUUCCAUGGGCGAUAGCACAGCCGGCUGUCCGACAGUCAACAACGCCUGUCCAUGCUCGACCACAGACAUCCAGCAGUGUUACCAAGCCUAGUUCACCCAGCAGCAGUAGUAAUGUAGCGACAGCGACAGCUACAAGUACCCCAGCAGCCACGACCAGUGUAUCCUCAGCAGGCAACAAUGUUGCUAGCCUUGGAUCAGCAUUGACAGCAUCAGCGGGGUCAGCGGAAAUUCAUAACCCGAUGGAGGUUGAUCCCUUUCCCUCGCUAUUGACCCUAAAAGACAGCACAGCUGGCCAUGGACUGAGCCAGAUGUCGGAGACGAGCCUGAAACAAGUUUAUAAACCCCCAAGUCCUGGGGCAGCCUCAAGUGCUAGCAAAGUCAACCCCACUCCAAAGGAGUCGAGUCAAAGUACAAAAGUCUCCACCCCCGAGGCUUCUGGGAGUCGCCGUGCCACGGAGACGCAAGUACGUCCACGCCCCCAAGCUACCAACACUACCCCACCACCAUCUGAGCCCAAAAAGGCAAAAAUUACUGGUCACGAAAGCCUAGAUCAGAAUGUUUCCAUUGACGCUAACCCAAGUUUGGAGUCUGUCUUUACCGAACCAUCAAAAACGACAUAUUCAACGACAAACACUGGAAAAACACACACCAUUCUACACGAACGACCAGGGUGCUCUACCAAGAUUACCUUUUCUGCGGAACAGGGAGCAAACUCCCCUAACAUCCAGGUUGGUGAUGAGAACGUCAUGGUUGUGAAUAGCGGGUCAGGAAGAGUGAAGGUUCCUUCAGAAAAAUCUGCUGCCAAACAAGUCCCAGCAAAUCUCACCAAAUCAACAAGAAAAGCGACACUUGAUGACUUUGAAAUAGUCGCUGAAAACAUUGGUACCAAUACACGUCAACUCUCCAGGGGUCUCAACAUUAAACUUCCCAUCAUGGAUCAGAUUGAAAUCGACUUUAGAUCGGAGGGAACCUACGAAGUAUGUUUCCAGAUGUUAAAGAGAUGGGUGACAAUAGCACAUAGGGGGGCUACGGUUGCUAAACUAGCGCAGGAACUCAGCAAAAUCGGAAGAAACGACAUUGCAAACCAGUUGCAGUGAUAUCUGUGAUAGCUGUUGAAGUAUUCAAUACAUUGUUUAUAUAUAGAUAUUCAAUAUAUAGCAGAUAUGCAAAUGCAUGUUUUUACGUCAUUCAUCCCUGAAGACACAUUUGAACUCUUCCAAUUCAAAAGUUAGAAUAGUCCAUUAUGAGAUUUCAGGGGUGAAUGAAAUAAAAGAGUUGUAAUUACUUAAUUAAUUAUUAUCAAUAUUAUGCUCAAAUUUAAGCUGUAGUUAUACAUCAAGAAAGUGUACCUUUAAAUUACUAGAUGGUAUUCAUUUUCUGUACCAAACGAGUUUCAUACAUUUCAACCUUUCAUGUAUCUUUAAUAUGAAUGUUAAUUAGGAAAUUUUCAAUGAAUUCAUGAAGACAAAAAAAGAUACCCAAGAAAGCAUUUAUUGAUAAAACCCAUGUAAAUCUGAAGGACAAGAUAAUGUUGGUAAUAUGUUCAAAGGGAGGUAACUCACAACACAAGCCACCUGUCUAGUAAUUAUGUUUGGUGGGAAAUUCUUACCCAGUCAAACUUUCGCCUGCCUGGUCCGAUGUUAAUUUUGCUCUACACAUUUGUUUAUUUUGUGUUUACUAUGUUGUUUACAUAAUUCAUGUUCACUGUACUGAUGAAUAUGCUCUCUCAUUCAGAGGGUGAAAAACUAUAGAAAACUUUUAUCAGUAUACCGUAGCUUAUACACCAAAAUCUCUUCUUGGCGACUCUCUGAACUGUUGUUGAGAACUCCAUAGGAGGAUUUCUGCAUCUUGUUGCUUUUAUGUUUGGCUUGGUUACCUGGUAAACAUGUGUUUGAUGACCAACAUCAGAAGCAUAUUCAUUUAUCUUUGCAAAGAUAAUCUGGAUAAUAUGUUUUCAGCAAAUUCGAUACUUUCAUAUUUCUUGAUAAAAAAUAAAUAUGUUUUGAACAUAGAAAAUCUUGAACAAUACAUUUAAGUGUAUAUAAUUAUCCACUUGAUAUUGGUUUUACCCCAGGGUAUUGUUUAGCAUUACACAGAAUUGUAGUACAUAACAUUUAGACGGUUGACAGAAAAUCUACUAUAAAUCAAUUAAAAUCUCUUAAGUUCAAAAACAGAGAUGUACAACUAAUAUGGAUUCAGUAAUUUAUUGACUGAAAUACUGUCCAGUACCUGGCAACUGCCCCAUGUAGGCCUUGAACCCACAACCCAGUGGUGGAGGGCUAGUGAUUGUAGAUGGUCAGACACCUUAACCACUCGGUCACUGCAACCCUUUAAAUCAAAUAUAUCUAAAUCAUAAAAUAGAUUCACUCACAACAGGUGAAGGAGCAAUAAGUUGUUCUUGUAGUUUAUUAGAAGUGUCGACCGGUUUCACCCCUUCAGUGGGCUUCUUCAGCAUCUAUUUGGUGAUGUUCUCACUUUUACUCAAUCCCCUUCGUACUUUCGGGUAUCCAGACGAGGAGCAAAGGACCAAAUUAUUCCACCAUUAAGAAAACCACGGCAUUGGCUCUACCCUAGCCUUGUUUUAAAUAUAUAUACAUGUACAACAUGUUGUAUAUUAUGUCUGCUGAUAAGCACAUGCAUGAAUGUUCCUUAGUGAAAGUUUAUACGAUAUCUACGUAUGUUUAUCAAGCUUUGGUGACGUUAUUCAUCUUACUUUAAUUCAUUUGUUGAACCUUGACUCAAUAACUCACAAAAGAUUUGUGCAGCUUUUUUUCACCCUGUAUAAUGUUCUGAACAUAUUAAAAGCUUCUCAGCAUCUUAUUAAUUUAAUAUGCUACAUGAACAUUAGCUUCUUCUUUUUUAACUUUGUAACCUUUUUUUGUGCCAUAUAUAUUGUUUUCAUUUAUUUGUGUUAUGUGUGAUUGUUGAAUACAUUUUGGUAUGCAUGAAAUAAAUUUCCUUGAGGAAAUUGUCGAGAGAAAAUGGUGAUUUUAUUAAUUAGGUAUUUUUAUAUUCAGAAGUUAUUUUUUCACAACAAAGCUAUUUAUUCAUUGAAGUGUCUAUCAGUCAAUUGGAGUAACAUGACCAGAGUACUCUCAAAAUGAUUUCCAUGUUUUUCGCAAAAUACAGUACAGUAUUGCCAAGAGGUCAGCUAGUGCAGUGAAUAAUGCACUGACCUUUCAUCAAGGUUGCUUGGGUUUUAUUCCUCGAUCAGGCGUGAGAUAUAUGGGGUCACCUGCCUGACCAUGUUGGUCCAGUUUCCUCCCACACCAAGACCCCCUGCCCACUAACAUCCGGGCCAAGAAGGGUGAUUAUCAUAAGUUGAAAAAUGUUGUAAAAUAGAGUUUAUAUAUUUAAUAUCCCCAAGUCUGAUUUUGUCCUCUCAAAGACAGUAAACUUGUAAUCAAAUGAUAUAUAUUCUCUGUACAUGUAAUGUUUGUAAAUAUCAAAUACUGUAUACGGCAAUAUUUUCACUCAGUCAACCUUUCGCCCUAAUCGCCCAUGACAUAAAUGUUCACCCCGCAUUAAUUCUGGCUUUUACACGUUAGUACGUACUAUAUAUGUGUAUCAUGUUGUUACUCAUCUUUGCUUUAACCCUCUCAACCUUAGGUAACUUUAGUAGACUCUACCAUGUGUCUAUUUGGAUGAGUCCAUUAGGGUCUACAGUGGUGAAAGGAUUGAUGAUAAAUUCAAAAAGAGGGUGAAAAAUGUGAAAAUUAAACUGCAAUGAAAAUGUCCCGGUAUACUGUACUUACAUAUGUAUUUGAAGUUUGUUUAAAUAGACAUGGAUACAUAUGUAUCUGGAAUACCCCAAUUAUCUCAAAUCAUUUUGUUGCUCCGUAUUUUAAAUCAGAUAUCUAUUAUACCCCAGUAAUGUUGACAGCUUUGCUAUACAUGAAAUGAUUUCAGUGUUAUAAGGAUUUAACCACAUUGAAGAAUCAAAAUGAUUUAAAUAUAUACCUGAAACUUACCUGUGUCAGGAUACAAUGUAUGAAGUCAAUGCUGGACUUCAAGUACAAAAUGUUCUUGAUGUGUGAAUAAACUAACUCUUUUAAAUAA